AUGACCAAGCUCAUUCUUCUCACAGGUUUGGCAGUUCUGCUGAAUUCACAACUGGGUUCUGCCUACCAACUGAUGUGCUAUUAUAAUAACGUGGCCCAGAACAGGCCGAAACUGGGAAGUUUCAGUCCCUCUGAUAUUGACCCUUGCCUGUGUACUCACCUCAUCUAUGCCUUUGCUGGUAUGCGGAACAACAGGAUCACCAUGAAACGCAUGAGUGACUUGACUGACUACCAAGCCUUAAAUGCUCUAAAAAACAGGAACAUUGAGCUGAAAACUCUGCUGGCUGUUGGAGGCUGGGACUUUGGACCUGCCCCGUUCACUGCCAUGGUCUCCACUCCUCACAACCGCCAGAUUUUCAUUAACUCAGUCAUCAACUUUUUACGCCAGUAUGGGUUUGAUGGGCUGAACCUGGACUGGCAGUUCCCUGGGUCUCAUGGGAGCCCUGCAAAGGACAAGCAUCUCCUCACUGUCCUAGUACAGAAAAUGCAUGAAGCUUUUGAACAGGAAGCAAUUGAGAAAAAUAGCCCCAGGCUGAUGCUUACUGCUACAGUAGCUGGUGCUAUCCCCACCAUCCAAUCUGGCUAUGAGAUCCCUCAGUUGUCACACUCCCUAGACUACAUCCAAGUCAUGACUUACAAUCUCCAUGGCUCCCAGGAUGGCUACACUGGGGGAAAUAGUCCUCUCUACAAAUCCAUAAAUGACAGUGGAAUCAACACCUUCCUCAAUGUGGAUUACAUCAUGACCUACUGGAAUGAAAAUGGGGCCGCAUCUGAGAAGCUCAUUGUCGGAUUCCCGACAUAUGGACAAACCUUCACUCUGAGUGACCCCUCAAACACUGGAAUCGGUGCCCCUACUGCUAGUGCUGGUGUAUUAGGGCCCUACACAGAGAUGUCUGGCACUUGGGCCUAUUAUGAGAUUUGUACCUUCCUGAAUGAUGGAGCCACUGAGGCCUGGGAUGCUGCUCAGGAAGUACCCUAUGCCUAUCAAGGCAACAAAUGGGUUGGCUAUGAUAAUGUCAAGAGCUUUCAUAUCAAGGCUGAAUGGCUUAAGCAGAACAACCUGGGAGGUGCCAUGCUAUGGACCCUAGACAUGGAUGACUUCACUGGCUUUUUCUGCAACCAGGGCCAGUUCCCUCUGACCUCUAUUUUGAAGAAUGCCCUAAAAGUGAACAGUUCAAGUUGCAUGGCCUCUGUUUCAGAUCUUCAGCAAAUAAAUGUUCCUUAA
Molecule: messenger RNA, 1224 nt
Organism: Psammomys obesus (fat sand rat)
Lineage: Eukaryota; Metazoa; Chordata; Mammalia; Rodentia; Muridae
Product: chitinase-like protein 3
Exons: 11
Coding region: 1-1224 (407 amino acids)
Biological process (GO): chitin catabolic process; carbohydrate metabolic process
Cellular component (GO): extracellular region
Molecular function (GO): chitinase activity; chitin binding
Source: RefSeq, a predicted model, not a curated record